UCGAAUGAAACAGCUGUGGCACCUGUCAAUCACAGCUUUCUCUGUGUUAACUGGCUGGCCGCCUUGAAGGGGGCGUGGCUCCAGCCGCCGUUUCAUCUGCUGUUGAAAUUCCGACGCUUCCGACCCAACUUGUGUCCGCGCGCUAACGUCUCCGGUAACGGUCCGUGUUUCCCGCCUCCAUGUUCGCUCCUGCGCGUGUCCGCGCCGACAGCCGCAGCGCGCACAUCGCGGACCCGCAGAGCUAGCCCGCGAGCCUGCUUGGACCGGGCUGCGGCGGUUCGGAGCGGGCGGCCUGUUCCGCGCGGCGCCGGGCGGAUGCGGAGCCAUGAGCCCCGCAGGAUGCCCGCACGUCGGCGGCUGGAAGGCGGACGGCUGGCGGCAGAACCUGCGGCUCAUCUACCGGUGCUUCGUGUGGAGCGGUUCGGCUGAGACCAGAACCAGAAAGGCCAAGUCCUGCGUGUGUCACGCGUGCGGCGCCCACCUCAGCCGGCUGCACUCCUGCCUCAGCUGCGUCUUCUUCGCCUGCUUCGCCAAGAAACACAUCCACGAACACGCCCGGAGCAAGAGGCAUCACCUGGCUGUGGACCUGCUGUACGGGGGCAUCUACUGCUUCCUGUGCCAAGACUACGUCUACGACAAGGAGAUGGAGCAAAUCGCCAAAGAGGAGCAGAAGAAAGCCUGGAAGAUGCAAGGCGUCGGGGAGAAGUUCUCCUCCUGGGAGCCCAGCAAGAGGGAGGUGGAGCUGCUACGGCACAACCCCAAGAGGAGGAGGAUCACCACCAACUGCACCAUCGGCCUGCGGGGGCUGAUCAACCUGGGGAACACGUGUUUCAUGAACUGCAUCGUCCAGGCGCUGACGCACACGCCGCUGCUGCGCGACUUUUUCCUGUCCGACCGCCACAAGUGCGAGAUGGCGAGCAGCUCCUGCCUGGUGUGUGAGAUGUCGCAGCUCUUCCAGGAGUUCUACUCGGGCCGCCGCUCGCCUCAUGUCCCGUUCCGCCUGCUCCACCUGGUGUGGACCCACGCCCGCCACCUGGCCGGCUACGAGCAGCAGGACGCCCACGAGUUCCUGAUCGCCGCGCUGGACGUCCUGCACCGCCACUGCAGAGAUGAUGACGGGAAGAGAACCAGCAACCCCAACCACUGCACCUGCAUCAUCGACCAGAUCUUCACUGGGGGGCUGCAGUCUGACGUCACCUGCCAAGUCUGCCACGGCGUCUCAACAACCAUCGACCCGUUCUGGGACAUCAGUCUGGACCUGCCCGGUUCCUCCACGCCGUUCUGGCCCCUGAGCCCCGGGGGGGAGGUGUCUGUGCUGAACGGCGAGGGUCACGGUGGCGGCGCCACCACGCUCACAGACUGCCUGCGCAGGUUCACCCGGCCGGAGCACCUGGGCAGCAGCGCCAAGAUCAAGUGCAGCGGUUGCCAUAGUUACCAGGAAUCCACCAAGCAGCUGACCAUGAAGAAGCUGCCCGUAGUGGCGUGCUUUCACCUCAAACGGUUCGAGCACUCUGCCAAACUGCGGCGGAAGAUCAGCACAUACGUGUCCUUCCCUCUGGAGCUGGACAUGACGCCCUUCAUGGCCUCCAGCAAAGAGAAGCGGAUGAACGGCCAGCACCAGCAGAGCGCCGACGCCUUCUGCAGCGACAACAGGUACAGUCUGUUUGCUGUGGUCAACCACCAGGGGACGCUAGAGAGCGGACACUACACCACCUUCAUCCGCCAGCACAAGGACCAGUGGUUCAAGUGUGACGACGCCGUCAUUACCAAGGCCAGCCUGAAGGAGGUGCUGGACAGCGAAGGGUACCUCCUUUUCUACCACAAGCAGCUCCUGGAGUACGAGUAGGAGGAGACUUGCAGGAGACUUGCAGGAGACUUGCAGGAGACUUGCAGGAGACUUGCAGGAGACUCGGAGGAGACUCGGAGGAGACUCGGAGGAGACUCGGAGGAGACCCGGAGGAGACUCGGAGGAGACUCGGAGGAGACUCGGAGGAGACCCGGAGGAGACUCGGAGGAGACUCGGAGGAGACUCGGACCUCCAGCAGCUUCCAAGAGGACUCGGUUGAACUGUUUCCCCCAAACUCUGGACUCCAGCAAAGAUUUCAGCAAAUUUAUUUUUAUACAGCCGACUGAAAAGUUUGUUUACAGCCCCGCCCCCUGCUCAGAGCCCCGCCCCUCGUGUGGAUCAUUGAUGGUCAUUCUGUGAAACUGCUGCUACGCCUCUCUGUUCCUCACAGACAUCCCGGUCCGUCCGUCUGCGCAGACACGUGUGCAUUCCUGUACUGAAUCAGUACUCCAGCACCAGCCGGCCGUGGCUCCUCCCUCUGAGGCGGAGCACGCGGCGUCUCUCUGCAUGACUGUCAAUAAAGAAGUUCUGUCUGAA
Molecule: messenger RNA, 2383 nt
Organism: Oryzias melastigma (Indian medaka)
Lineage: Eukaryota; Metazoa; Chordata; Actinopteri; Beloniformes; Adrianichthyidae
Gene: usp22
Product: ubiquitin specific peptidase 22
Exons: 13
Coding region: 326-1846 (506 amino acids)
Biological process (GO): protein deubiquitination
Molecular function (GO): zinc ion binding; cysteine-type deubiquitinase activity
Source: RefSeq, a predicted model, not a curated record